AUGUUUUCUGAAGAGGAUAUUAAGCUAGAAACGAAUAAUGGUGUUAAAAGAAGUGCAAAAUUUAAAUCAGAAGUUAUAAUUAAUCCAUUUCUACGCGACAAAAAUUAUUGGGAUAAAGAGAAUGAGUUGUUUGAUAAAAUAAAGACAGCUAUUUUGACAGUUCUAUUAGUGCCCAUUCGCAUUGUUUGUAUGUUCUCGUUGUUGCUUCUUGCUUGGUGCUUUGCAUAUAUUGGAAUUUAUGGAUAUUCACGUGAAGAUUUAAAACUUAAGCCACUCAAAGGAUGGAGACGGAAAUUAAGGACAUUGGUAGGCUGGAUAUUUCGAGGAAUGUAUGUUGUUGGCUCAGCUCAUUAUGUUAAGAUUAAGGGAAAGAGAGCAGAUCCAAAGGAUGCACCUAUUUUAUUAGGUGCCCCGCACACAAGCUUCUUUGAUUCAUUAACUGUUGUAUUGUCCGGACCGUCAUGUGUUGUUGGAAAAGUUGAAGCUGGAGAUAUUCCACUAUUCGGAAAACUCAUUGAUAUGGCACAGCCAAUUUAUGUGAAUCGAGAAGAUCACAAUUCUCGACAAUCGACAAUUCAAGACAUUUUGAAUCGAGUAAAAUCCAAUGAUGACUGGCCACAGACAAUGAUAUUUCCAGAAGGAACCUGCACAAACAGAACAAGCUUAAUACAAUUUAAAUGUGGAGCUUUUUAUCCUGGAUUGCCUAUUCAGCCAGUAUUAAUUCGAUAUCCAAAUAAAGUCGACACAUUCACAUGGACAUGGAGUGGUCCGGAUGUCAUGAUGCUCAUAUGGAGGACUUUAGCACAGUUCCAUACAUUCGUUGAAAUUGAGUAUUUACCAGUUUAUGUACCCAACGAUGAGGAAAAGAAAGAUCCAAAGCUUUACGCCAAAAAUGUUCAAAGGCUGAUGUCAAAAGAAUUGAAUAUUCCAACAUCUGACUACACAUUCGAUGAUUGCAAGUUGAUGGAAAAUGCAGUUAAAAGUAAAUUAUUGUUUGCGGAACAACUUUCCGACGUCCAGAGAUUCAGAGAAAAAAUUGGACUUGCUCAAUCACAAAUUGAAGAGUAUAUUGUUAAGGAGAAUUUUAAAGGCAAUGAGGACUAUUAUUUGGAGUUUAGCGAAUUUGUGCAGCGACUGAAAAUUCCAGCAGAUAAUACAUCAUAUACAUUAUUUAAGUUCUUUGUUGGUGCAAGUGAUAUUGGAGAUGUGAUUGAUUUCAAAGAGUAUUUAUUACAUGCCCUGUUCUUGAUUAAGUAUUCAGAAGCUAAGAUUGAGCUCCUCAAAAUGAUGUUUAUGUUGUAUGGAGAGUCUGGACGUCUUCAGCGAGAACCUUUCGUUAAUAAUGUUAUGAAACAUUUUGUAAAAAUUAAAGCAGACCAGCUAAACAAGUUAUUUUACUCUUUAGAUGUGAAUAAUGUAGGAUCUAUAACAUUUAAUGAUUUUUACAAUGCAACAAAGGAUGAUAAGAAAUUUGCAGUACUUUAUAAGCCAAAUCAGAACUUUCGUCAGAGACACAAAGAUUCUCAGUAA
Messenger RNA from Chironomus riparius, 1530 nucleotides. The record is from the annotation of a GenBank genome assembly. NCBI's taxonomy places the organism in Eukaryota, Metazoa, Arthropoda, Insecta, Diptera, Chironomidae.